AUGUUCAAGUACCGGUCGAAACUCUUGUGUGGAAGCAAGCAAGCCCCAGUAGAAACUCUCGUGUACGCCCGUGUCAGCAUCCUUCACUCUCAAGAUCAAGCACGAUCAGCUGGGACGGAAGGGAAAGCCUGGACCGGCAUUACACACGCAGCCCCUUUCCCCCACUCGCGCGACGCCAGUGUCUGCUUGCCUCAGUCGCUUCGCGCGGUGCCCAAUCGAAUCGCGUUCCCGACGCAGCUGCUGUCGUAA
Molecule: messenger RNA, 249 nt
Organism: Peronospora matthiolae
Lineage: Eukaryota; Oomycota; Peronosporomycetes; Peronosporales; Peronosporaceae
Source: the annotation of a GenBank genome assembly